Messenger RNA from Cuscuta campestris, 2506 nucleotides. The record is from the annotation of a GenBank genome assembly. NCBI's taxonomy places the organism in Eukaryota, Viridiplantae, Streptophyta, Magnoliopsida, Solanales, Convolvulaceae.
CACCGCCCUUUAGAAAUUUCCUAUCCUAAAUUAGACUCCAACGCUGAAAUCUUAAACCCUAUUCGCCUCUUCCAUCAUCGAUAAAGCCUCUACGACUUUCUCCAUCACAGUAUUGCCUCUACUCCUAUCAAAUUCCACGGCGAAAGUGUGAAAGAAGAUCUAAUCUAAGGAAAAUUGUGGAUAUGGAUCUAGAUGACUUCGAUGAUGCUCCGCCCAAGCCCCAACCUCGACGAUCGCGAUUUGUGCCAAAGAAUUCAAAACUCAAACCUCAACUAUCCAAAGUGAAGACAGAACCUGUUUCUUCUUCUUCUGAUUCUGUGUUUCCGGAAUCCAAUUUUGUUCCUAUAGCUAAAGAGGAAGACUUUGAUUCAAAUCCCAUACCGGUCACUAGUCACAUCUCUAAAUCCAAGAUUGAAGAAGAAUCUAGUACAUGCAAUGUCACACAAAUGGAUGUGGAUAUGAAACCUGUGAUUGAAAAUGAAGAGAAGGACGGAGACGAGUCAAUGGCCAGUGAAGCGGAGGAGGAUGAAGUCAUUCGAGAGAUAGAUGUUUAUCUUACUCCCUCCAUUGAUCCUAACACUAAGCUAUAUGUCCUGCAGUAUCCCUUGAGGCCGAAAUGGCGACCAUAUGACUUAGAUGAAAAGUGUGAAGAGGUAAGAGUGAAGCCUGGAAGUUCAGAAGUUGAAAUUGAUCUCGCGGUUGACGUUGAUUCCAAGAAUUAUGACAGUGAUGCUGCUCCUGGAGUAAAGAUGACAAAGCAGACUCUUUCAACUUCGUGGAAACCAACUCCUUUCUCAACUGGAUAUGCCGUUGGGGUCUUGGCUGGCAACAAGUUGCACCUCAAUCCCAUUCAUGCAGUUGUGCAACUCCGACCAUCAAUGCAACAUCUUACGCCUAGUGAGCCUGGCAAGACAAACAUUCAAACUAGCAUUGCUGAGAAACACGUUAAAACAGGAGUUAAGGAAGAAAAGACUUUAGUUCCAUCAAAUAAGCAGACCAAACCUCUAGAAACAAUGCAAGAUAAGAAUACUGAAGAGGAUUGGGUGCGCCUCAAUUACUAUCCUAGAGAGAGUGACAUGUCAUCGAGAUAUUUACAAAAAAUGGUGGAGGUUGAAGGUUCUUCGAUACAGUUUUCCAUGAGCCCGUAUGACUAUAUGAAAGCGUUGUGUCCAGGCGUGUCGUCUGAAAGUGAUGAAGUCAAAGGCCCCCCAAAAAGGUACAUGAGUUCGUUGCCAUUGGAAGAACGUGUGAAAUCUUGGCUUCGUGAGGGGCCACCUAUUCAUCGUUUCAAUGCGUUGAAGUACCUAGCUCCUGAACUCCCUGAAGAAGAAGCAGCAAAAGAAAUUUUGAGAAUAGUCCAAAAACAUGCACUAUUAAUUCAAGGACUUUGGAUUCCAAAAAGUCCUUUAGUUUUUGGAAAGAACAGCGGCGUAGAACUUCUGGCCAGGGACUAUAUUCUCUUUUUGUUUAGCCAGGCGCCUUUUAUAAAAAAGUCAUUAUUGAAGGACAACUCUGUGUUUGAGAAACAUAUGAAAGACAUUCUGAAUGUACUAGCUGUUGAGAGACCAACCGUCAAGGAUUGGAAGCUUAAAGAGAGUCCUGAUUAUGAGUUUCUAAAACGUUAUAAAGAGGUGGCAAAGGAGCAAGCUGCUAUUCAGGAAAGUAUCAGAGAAAAAUUGCUUAAUGCAGUUCGCACAGAAAAAAAUAAGCGUCGUGGAAGAAAUACUUUAUCUUUAGAGAAUGCCACAACAAAAAACUCCCCAGCAACGGUAAAUUCUGAUAAGCAAGGACCAAGAACUGUGAGUUCCACUUUGCCAGCGACCUCGAUGUCGAAAGAAACUCGAGAAGCUUUACCAAAGGCCCUACUGAAACUUUUCAAGAUUCACAAUGUUUGCAGUUUUCAACAAAUCAUCCAACGGUUGAGAGAAAUGGCUGUUUCUGAGACUGUUCGUCCAAAGGGAGAUGCUAGAGAAUUACAAGCUGCGGCAUUGGGUGUUGAUGCUCCCCCAGAGGAACUCCGGGCAAUUAUUAGUCAGGUUGCUGUUAACAUCCAUGAUGUAUAUGUUCUGAAGUCAUCACCAGAGAGUCCUCAAUACGAUCCAUUAAGGAAAGUAAUUAUUGAUCUUUUCAUUGCGGAUGGUCCCACCGCAAAGCUUAAAAAGGCUUCAAUUGUUGAGGCAGCUAAAUUGAGACUUAAAAGGGAUAUUCCAGAUGCUGAGUUAAAGAAGAUAAUGUGUGACCUUUAGGUACAUGGUUUAAUGGAUGCCAAUGCCAUGUAAAGUGCUUUAGCUGGGUUCGUUUUGGGGGAAUAAUUGGUUUAUGUUGGGGUUUUACUUGCUGUAUAUGUUCUUAAUAUGUUGGUCAGAACCUGAAACAUAAAUUGAAGUUGAUAGACUCCAACUCAACUCCAUAUAUUAUCAUCUUUGUUGAUUUGUGCAAUCUAAUUGCAUGAAAAUUUGGUUUAAUAAGAUAUGCUAUCUCCAUCACAUAAAAUCUUGUGUUUGGC